Aureobasidium musti is the source of this 2058-nucleotide messenger RNA. The record is from the annotation of a GenBank genome assembly. Lineage: Eukaryota; Fungi; Ascomycota; Dothideomycetes; Dothideales; Saccotheciaceae.
AUGGCAAACAUGGAGCAAUUAGACGCAUUGCUGCAGUCUUUGCAGGCUCUCAAGCCUCCAGGUGCAACCAAAGGAAAGAUCACUGCCAUCACAAAACUCUGCGGAGACAAUGUCCAGUCCGAAUCUGCAAUUACGCAAAAGCUCUAUAGGCAUCUCAAGAGAACCCCAGGAACCCACAAGCUUGGAGUUCUUUAUGUUGUAGACUCGGUGACCCGUCAAUGGAUUGAAAAGGCUCGUCAAUCAUCGCAGGAGUUGUCUGGAAGUGCUGCACCUGAAGGCACCUAUGCAUCAGGAGUGCAUAGAGUUACUGAACUUCUGCCAUCCCUGAUCGAUGAUACCAUCCAGAAUGCACCCCCUGACCACAAGGCAAAAGUAGAGAGUCUGGUGCAGAUUUGGGAGCGCGGCAACACGUUCCCUGCCUCUACUCUAACAGAGAUCAAGAAGAAGCUGGCUGAACCGUUGUUGCCUNCGACUACUCCUCCUGGCAGCCCUCCGCUCAGCAUGCUCGUUUCUCUGGGUCUCCGACAGGCUCCACCACCAUUGAGCGCACCUCAAGCAGCUCCUGUUGCCCAGGCGCAACCCGAUGCUUCGAGUAUUCUUGCUGCUCUCUCACGCCUCCAACCCAUGCCAGCUCCAGCUNGCUUCAGCUCCCCACCUGCUGCUCCUCCUGUCGUACCCGUCCAAGCUUCUGCACCGACUGCGCCUGCAGAUCUCGCUGCCAUCAUGGCUGGUGCCACUCGAGGCUACCAGGGGCAACCUCCACAAGCACCGCCCGCAUCCUACGGCUACUCUGCCCCACCUCCUCAGCAGUCGUAUGGCCAGACAUAUCCACCACCUACACCAGUAGCAAGCAUGCCUCCAGCAUACCCGCCGCAAUAUCACGCCCCUGCUCCUUACCAACAAGCAGCACCCCAGCCUCCCGCUCCCUCGGCCCCUGGUUCAUUCCUGCCUGCACACAUCCUGAAUAAUCCACAGAUAUUGCCUAACGUGCUUCNNCAGUUGAUUCAAGGUUUGUCUCAAGAAGGAAUCCCACAAGAGCAAUGGGGAGCUGUCCUCAGUGCACUGUACCCACCCCCACAGCAGGGACCGCCUGCUCAAGAGCGGUACCCUGCUGGUCAUUACAGAGAAAGAUCUCUCCCUCCUCGCGAUCGCAAUCGAAGCCGCUCACCAGGACCCGCCCGCAACAGCAACAACAACAAUACUGGUCGUCGCGCAAGCCCUGUCUAUGGUACUUAUGAUGCUUCUCUUGCGCAAUCUGCCCAAGAUCAAGCUGCUUCUAACUCCGAUCGACGUGGGNGUAGAGGCCGUGGACGUGGCGGUCGCAACGACUAUCGCCAGCGUACUCCACCUUCCGCUCGCACACCUCAAGGAGAUGAGCCUCUUGUUCCUCGUAACAUCAACCCUAAAUGGACAGAUAUGGACAACACCAUUCCUCCUGGCCACAUCAAGGUUCUCAGCAGAACACUCUUUGUCGGUGGCGCCAAUGGCAAUGAAGCUGAACUACGCGCCAUCUUUGGUCGUUUUGGCCCCGUCCAAACAUGUAUUGCAAACGAGGACAAGCGCCAUGCUUUUGUGAAGAUGUGCAACCGCCAGGAUGCCGUUAACGCAAAGACCGCCAUGGAGACCACCAGAGAUCCUGACAUCCUGGCCAAGGCUCGCCAAACCAAAUGGGGCGUCGGCUUUGGUCCUCGCGAGUGCUGCGACUACAGCAACGGUAUCAGCGUCAUCCCCAUCGACACCUUGACCGAAGCCGACCACAAGUGGAUGCUGACUGCCGAGUACGGUGGUACUGGUGGCCGCCCCAUUGAAAGUGGUCUCGUUGUGGAAGAGCCCGAUAUUGAGAUAGGAGCCGGUGUCUCUUCCAAAGCUAUGAGCCGUCGUGUUGGUCCUGAUGGUGGCAGCCACCGCGGAGGCCGUCGUGGCGGACGUGGAGGCGGUCGCUUCAACCAGCAACAUGAAUCUCACCAUGCCCCUCGUCCCGAGCCCGUCACCAUUGCACCUCCCCCACCAGUGCCUGGCUUCGGCUUCCUCGUUCCUGGUAUGCCUCAGUUCCGUUAG